UUUUUGAUUUUUUUCCCGUAGAGAGAUCGUUGGCUGUGUGGCUUCUUGGCUGCCAUUGUGGUCUUUGUACCAGACGCGUUCUGUUCCUCGUGAGAGGUGGCACCCGAACGGAGGGGCAGAGAAGUAUUAGACUUUGUGCCAGCGAUUAGCAAUCAUCCCCGCCUUGGUGCUGUGUUCUGAGGAAAGAAUUGGGUCGUCAUCCCGUCAAAGUUCACAUGUACACACAAGCCGCUGUCAUGCCGCGACUUCAGCUCAGAACCCAAGACGCCACGCUUGCAAAAGCCAUGUCCUUUGGCUUGCUGUGGCUGAUCGCGGCCAGCCUCAGCUCACCCAUGAUGGCCAACGCCGCUACCAUCAACGACGAGUGCGCGAUGCCAACUGAGACGACGGCGCUCGCUGACCCCGACGGCUUCAAGGAGGAGUGCGAUACUACCUGCAAUGAAUAUUUCUCGACCGCGCUGGGACAGGAAGAAAAGGCGCGCUAUUGCCGUGCCGCUUGCUCGCUCUAUGUGCAUACCGUCUCCCACGACUUUUGCUCCUGCAACUGCUACACGUCGGUUGGCCUCGUCAACGCUGAGUACAUCAAGGCCUGUCUCACGGGCUGUGGCCUAGCAGAUGAGAUCAGCGGCCAGGCCCAGGCCGUCGAACCCACCCCCACCGCCGACCCCAAUCCUUCAACGACCAAUUCAGGCAUUGACAUCCAACCCGCCACCAUCAACAGCGAUUACCAGCGCGACUGCCGGGACGCAGAUGCAGAAACCCUUCACAUGUAUUUUCCUUCCGAAACUGCCACCCUGCGGUGCGGCGCCCUCAUCCAGGCCGAGACUUGCCAGCGUGAUGUAGUGCGCAAGCUUUGUGCUGCCUCCUGUGCUGCCUGCCUGACCACGCCUGCCCCUACCACGCCCGCCUCAACCACGCCGGAGACCGAGAGUGGACUUGAUACCGCCCAUGCAUCUUGGAGCGAUGUUCGCUUGGCCCUUGAAAUGAUUUGCCUGGCCCUUUUGUGCAUCUCCUUGAUCGUGAUUGUCGUGCUCUACCGUCGCCUGCGUUCGGAGCGCCGCCAGCUUGUCGCCUUGCCCGCGGAGAAAGAACCCAGCGCGAAAAAAAGCAUGGAGAUGGGUUUCGUGUCUCGCACUCUCAACGAGGCGGACUUGGAUGCGGCUGGUGAUUACGUUUUUGAUGCCCAUUACAGCUUGAGCGAAGCGCUCCACCGCCUCGAGCCUGUGCAGAAUCCCCACUACGCACCGCCUUCAAGUCAUGCGAUGCGUGCCUCCCAAUCGGAAGACUACUGGAUGAUUCAGGGUGGCUCGCUUUAUCAAGCCCCAACCGCAGAGUCCGAGUCCAUGGUAUAA
Messenger RNA from Monosiga brevicollis MX1, 1352 nucleotides. RefSeq lists its product as uncharacterized. The transcript is spliced from 2 exons. NCBI's taxonomy places the organism in Eukaryota, Choanoflagellata, Craspedida, Salpingoecidae. The record is from RefSeq and is a predicted model, not a curated record. The coding region runs from base 216 to 1352 and encodes 378 amino acids.